This is a messenger RNA of Pedinophyceae sp. YPF-701, 1125 nucleotides long. Lineage: Eukaryota; Viridiplantae; Chlorophyta; Pedinophyceae. The record is from the annotation of a GenBank genome assembly.
AUGCGCGCUGCCUGCGGCGUGCGGGCAGGAUGCCACCAGCGGCGCUUGCCCGUCACGGUCCGCUCGUCACCCUCCAAGCACGAUGUCACGCGGCGGCAGCCCCUUGCCCGCGCCCGGGCGGCCCCGGCGAGUUCAGACGCGGCGUCUCUCCAUGACGCCGACCGUGCGAACCUCGCGCGGCAGGUCGAGGUCGUUCAGGGUCUCGAGAACCACGUGGUGGACGCAAUGCUGCCGCGCGUCGGCGACCUGAACUCGUGCUGGCAGCCCGCCGACCUCUUCCCGCCCUCCGAGGCUCCGGACUUCAUCGAGCAGCUCGAGCGGCUGCGCACCGAGGCCGCGGCGCUGGAGCAGCCCGUCGUGGACGCGGUGGUGGCCCUGCUGGUCAGCAAGGAGAUGGUGCCGGCGUUCCUGAGUCAGCUCAACACGCUCAGGGGCGCGCAGGACGAGACGGGCGCGAGCGCGCUGCCGUGGGCGCAGUGGAACCGCGCGUGGGCCGCGCACGAGAACCGCCACUGCGACGUGCUCAAGCGCUGGCUGUACUUGUCGGGCCGGGCGGACGUGCGGGCCGUCGAGGUGCACGUGCACGCCCUGAUGCAGGCCGGCCUGGACACGGGCGCAGAGGGCCUGCCGUACGCCGGCCUCAUCAGCGCGGCGUUCCAGGAGCGGUGGCACUCGCGCGCGUUCUACGCCCUGAGUAAGGCGGCGGAGGCGGGGGGGUGUCCGACGCUCGCGAAGGCGUGCCGGGCGAUCUCGGAGGACGAGAAGCGGCAGGAGGUGGCGCUGUCGAGCGCCGUGACGCGGCUGUUCGAGGCGGACCCCGAGGGGGCCGUCAUCGCCAUGGCGCGCGCACACCAGGACGGCCGGCUGGGGGCGCUCGGGUCGCUGCGCGCCGCGCAACGCACCAUCGAGGCUCCGACGAGCGGCGCGGGCGCGGGCGCCGUUGCACGGUCGCUGGAGUGGAUCCGCGGGGCGUGGGGCGCGCUGGAGGGCAUCGAGGGGCUGCAGGGGGACGUGGAGGACGUGCGCGCGUUCAUCGAGGCCUGGGGCGUGCCGGUGCGCGCGGUGUCGUCGACGCAGGCCGCGGCCGCGCAGGACUACCUCCUGGAGGUGGACUCGGAGUGGUGA